AUGGGUGGAAAACUUAGUAUUACAAUUUUUCUACUUGUUUGUUUAGUGUGGAAGGCUCAAGCAGCCGUGAAUUGUACGGCCACGGGCGUUGGUCGAUUCGCAGAUCCAGCCGACACCACAUGCAAGAAUUACAGUCUUUGUGCACUUGACAGUAACACAAAUACAAUUUUAACCUACAACUACUCGUGCCCUACAACCUCAGUGUUCAACCCAACUACUAGGGUUUGUACUACUAAUUAUGUAUGUCCUACAAAUGGUUCCACAACAAAUACGACCACGACAGCGGUAUGCACUACUGAUGGAUUCGUCGCCGAUCCGAGCUCAACGGACUGCACUACUUACAUUCAAUGUGUGAAUAUCGGCGGAACAUUUAGUCAAACUACAUUGACAUGUCCAAGUGGUACGUUUUAUAAUCCAACUACGACAUUUUGUGAAGUGAGUUAUACAUGUCCAACUACACAAACGAUAAGCUGUACAUCAGUUGGGAGAAUAGCUAAUACCACGGACACAACUUGCCAAGGAUAUGUAUUGUGUGUUGCGGCAACAAAUGGAACUUUAUUGCAAUAUUCCUACACAUGUCCCACGACAUCUUUAUUCAAUCCGAACACACGAGUCUGCACAACUAACUACACUUGUCCCAAUUAGUAUAUUGUAUCGAGUCAUAAUUUACUGUGUAAAUUAGGAAUGAAUAAAUCAUUUACUUAAAC
This is a messenger RNA of Zerene cesonia (dogface butterfly), 707 nucleotides long. RefSeq lists its product as uncharacterized. Gene Ontology annotation, cellular component: extracellular region. Gene Ontology annotation, molecular function: chitin binding. The record is from RefSeq and is a predicted model, not a curated record. NCBI's taxonomy places the organism in Eukaryota, Metazoa, Arthropoda, Insecta, Lepidoptera, Pieridae. The transcript has 2 exons. Bases 1 to 645 code for a protein of 214 amino acids.